UUGUAGUCUUUGGUUAACAUUUUGACAAACUGAAAUCAUAAAAGAAAAGAAGUGGAAACGAAGACAAAUUCAUUAUAAACGUACACAUACCAAAUUAUAAUAAUUACAAAAGUGAGCUAUGAAAGAUUGCGUAGAAGAUUAGAGCUUGUUUCAAAUAUUAGUGAGCCACACAGCAGACAUGUUUGUUUACGAGUACAUGUCCGGGCUCGCCGAGACGAUAGGAGGAGAUGAGGACCAGGAUAAUUACGACCCUCAUCUGCACAGGAAAGUGGAGAAACCCACCACUUACUCUGAAACCCUCAUGCACAUGCUAAAGGGCAGCAUAGGAGCGGGAAUCCUGGCCAUGCCCGAGGCUUGCCGACGAACCGGCGUCCUCUGGGGCAUAAUCGGCAUCAUUCUAAUUGGAGUCUUUGCCACCUACUGCAUACAUAUCCUCAUAAAGUCCCAGUACGUAAUCUGUCGUAAGAAACGCACUGGUUACUUGUCGUACCAGAAGUCUAUGGGGAUUGCCGCGGAGACGGGCCCGAAGUUCUUGAGGUGGUCUUCGAAAUGCUUCCCCAUGUUGGUUGAGAUCAUGCUGCUGAUAUGGCAACUGGGGGUUUGUGCUGUUUACGUGGUUUUUGUGGCGGAAAAUAUAAAACAGGUCGCAGAUGUUUAUGGCGCUGUCUACGGCAUCCGUAUUCACAUAUGUUUCCUGCUAAUACCGCUUAUUAUAGUGGACCUAAUUAAGUCCCUUAAGUUGCUGACGCCAGUGUCUACCACCUCCAACGUUCUGACACUUCUAGGCUACGUUCUGGUCUUCUUCUAUUUGCUCGAAGAUGACAUUCAGUUUACCGCGGACAAAAUGAAAUUCAAGUCACUCAAUGACGUUCCUUUGUUUAUCGGAACUACCCUGUUUGCGAUGGAAGCCGUCGGCGUUAUCCUGGCGCUAGAGUACAACAUGCAGCAGCCAAAAAAGUUCCUCGGGAUCGCAGGUUUAUUCAACAUCGCUAUGCUUAUCAUCCUGUUCCUCUACACAGUGGUCGGUGUUUGCGGCUACCUCAAAUACGGGGAAGAUAUCAAAGCAUCUAUUACAUUAAAUCUCCCAGCCAGUCAUAAGAAAGCUCAGGCGUCUAAAUUAAUUAUAGCCAUUUCAAUAUUUUUAACCUUCCCGCUGCAGAACUACGUUGCUUGGCAAAUAAUAUGGCAAAAACUUAAAAAGAGAGUUAAGCCGUCGCUGUCCAAAAUUGCCGAUUAUUCGCUGAGGGUAAUACUGGUACUAAUACCGUGGGGGUUUGCUUUAGCGUUACCGAAACUGGGUCCCUUCAUUUCACUAGUAGGCGCAUUUUGCCUGUCGAUCCUUGCACUGAUCUUGCCAGCCUGGCUGGAAGCUUGCGCUUGGUGGGACGAGAAAGGAGCAAGAGGUGUAUUUCGCAAACUAAAAGACCUCAUAAUUGGUGUAAUUGGGACGUUUUGCCUGGUCGCUGGUGUCAUUACUAGUAUAAAAGAAAUUACUGAAUCAACUGAAGCACAUUCUGAAUUGAUGGAUGUAGUUGACGUAGACGUGAAGGAUGCUUUACGGUCUAACGUAUUGCCGGACGCCUUAUCGUCUAUGGCAUCAAAUCUGACUGCAAACAUGACAUCAGCGUUGACUGAAAUGUUGGUAGAUCAGCUGUCCUCGCAGUUAAAUCUGACAUCAAUGUAGCAACCUUACCCGUAGCGCGUUCUCAUCAUUACAAGCCUUUAACGUUAUGAUUAAUUUUUCAUGCGGUACAUGUUGACUUACCUACAAUUUAUUUGUAACAAUUAAUUGUAUAUUAUUUGCUUUAAUAAAAUUUUAAUUUCAUUAAAAA
Molecule: messenger RNA, 1832 nt
Organism: Plutella xylostella (diamondback moth)
Lineage: Eukaryota; Metazoa; Arthropoda; Insecta; Lepidoptera; Plutellidae
Product: proton-coupled amino acid transporter-like protein acs
Biological process (GO): amino acid transmembrane transport
Cellular component (GO): vacuolar membrane
Molecular function (GO): L-amino acid transmembrane transporter activity
Source: RefSeq, a predicted model, not a curated record